Cheilinus undulatus (humphead wrasse) is the source of this 1539-nucleotide messenger RNA. Its product is annotated as prostaglandin reductase 1-like. Lineage: Eukaryota; Metazoa; Chordata; Actinopteri; Labriformes; Labridae. The transcript is spliced from 9 exons. The coding region runs from base 103 to 1092 and encodes 329 amino acids. The record is from RefSeq and is a predicted model, not a curated record. Gene Ontology annotation, molecular function: 2-alkenal reductase [NAD(P)H] activity; 15-oxoprostaglandin 13-reductase [NAD(P)+] activity. Gene Ontology annotation, biological process: prostaglandin metabolic process. Gene Ontology annotation, cellular component: cytoplasm.
CGGGCAAGCCACCGCUGCCUGUUCUCUCUUUUCCUAAGUGAGCUCACUACCCACUGCAGUUUCUUUUUGGGGAACGAUAUCUGCUGCCAUAAACAAAGCAUCAUGGUCCAGUCUAAGACGUGGGUCCUCACCAAGCACUUUGACGGCUUCCCGAAGAACAGUGACUUUGAGCUCAGAGUGGAGGAGCUCUCUGAGCCCAAAGAUGGAGAGGUUCUUUUGGAAGCUCUGUUCCUCAGUGUGGAUCCAUAUAUGAGGCCAUUCAGUGCAUUUCGCAUGAAAGAGGGCGAAGUAAUGAUUGGGACUCAAGUGGCCAAAGUGCUUCAAAGUAAGAAUCCAGCCUUUCCCGUGGGAAGCCAUGUUGUCGGCCGCGGCGGCUGGAGAACCCACUCGCUCAGUGACGGUACAGACCUCAUUCCUGUCAUGCCCGACUGGCCGCAGGAUGUGUCGCUGUCCCUGGCUCUGGGUGCCAUCGGCAUGCCGGGACUGACAGCUCUGUACGGGGUCGAAGAAGUCUUAAACCUCCAGAAGGGUGAAACACUUCUUGUGAAUGCUGCAGCGGGGGCAGUGGGCUCUGUGGUGGGCCAGAUCGCCAAGAUCAAUGGCUGUAAGGUGGUCGGCUCGGCUGGGUCUGAUGCUAAGGUGGCUUUCCUCAAAGAACUGGGCUUUGACGAGGCCUUCAACUACAACACUGUUGGUUCCCUGGAGGAGGCGCUGAAGAAGGCGUCACCCGAGGGAUAUGACUGCUUCUUUGAAAAUGUUGGAGGUCCUUUUUCAAGUGUUGCCUUACAACAGAUGAAGAACUUUGGAAGAAUAGCAGUGUGUGGAACUAUCUCCACAUAUAACGACACCACUCCUCAAACAGGCCCAUAUCCCCACUUUCUCAUGAUCAUCAAACAGCUGAAGAUGGAGGGCUUCAUGCAGAGCAGGUGGGAGCACAAGCACCCUGAGUCCCUGAAGAGGCUGAUGGGAUGGUUGAAGGAGGGCAAACUGCAGUAUCGGGAGCACAUCACUAAAGGCUUUGAAAACAUGCCAGCUGCUUUUAUGGGGUUGCUGCGGGGCGAAAACAUCGGCAAGGCUAUCAUCACAGUCUGAUAUGGAGCACAGAAUCAAGAGUGAAGAUCAGUAUUACUAAUCUACAUAUUAACCCAGACUGUACACAUGAAGGACAGAGCAGUAGGUUCUUACAACUAACCAGAUGUCCGUGUUGCUCAUUAGAUUGCCACAAUCAUAAAAAUGUGGCUGUUAGCAGCAGAAAGGCAACGCUCAGUCAUGAAGGAAAUAUAAUGUGAAUUAUAUUUUAUAGGGCUUGUUUGGGACUGUUCUUAAAGUCAGCAACAAACUAUCCUGUAUAAUUCAACUGAUAGUUGAUAGUGAAACUUGCUUGUUUUGCUAGGUUUGGUGGGAUUUAAUUCAUGUUGAGCCACUUUUACAUAGAGAAGGCUGGGAACAAACUGGUGAUUUGCUUUCAAAACAUUGUUAACCGUGUACUUUGUAUUAAGUGUGAGCUUUUCUAUAGGAAAUAAAACAUUUGAAAAUUUC